Phialemonium atrogriseum is the source of this 1812-nucleotide messenger RNA. RefSeq lists its product as uncharacterized. NCBI's taxonomy places the organism in Eukaryota, Fungi, Ascomycota, Sordariomycetes, Cephalothecales, Cephalothecaceae. The record is from RefSeq and is a predicted model, not a curated record. The coding region runs from base 497 to 1414 and encodes 305 amino acids. The transcript is spliced from 7 exons.
AUACUAAGAAGACCGCGUCCGGGAAAGGCGAUCAGGCCGUCACAAGCGACGAGGGUGAGUAUAGCUUCUUGCACCCCCCUCGAUCCCGCCUCCUUAACCCUGACGCCGAUGUGAGAGCGAACUGCACAACACUGGAGAAACUGAGGAUGCAAACAUAGAAUCUCGUCCUUCGCUCCAUGCUGACGAUACAACUUUGACAAUGUCGUAUUCCAGUGAGUGGCCGCCCAGAUACCCGUUGCGUGACAGAAUACUGACGACGCCGUGCCAGGGUACGAGAUGGCUCAGACCCCGGGCGAGAUGAUCCGCCAAAUCGAGUCAGAUUUAGGCGAUCUAUCCAGUUAGUUAUCUUUCCGAGUCUGACAAUAGUAGCUCGAAGCUGACGUGGGGGAUAGGAGGCAGCGAUUUCCCACACCCUUCUAGAGCCGAAAAUACCACUCGAGCCGUGAAUAUCCCUGGAAGAGCAAGAAUUGGUUCCGAUGCGGGUCGAGCCCAAUCCAUGCAGAGCGUGCCAUCUGACCGUGUUCAGUCGUAUGGCAGUAUGCCGUCUGCUUACAGCCCUGUGGAGCGGGUCGCCUCGGGCGGUUCCCGCUCAGCUCAUGUCCAAGCCAAUCACCGAGACCAGGGUUAUUACAUGCCACCACCUCAGAGUGUUGGUCAAGCUGCGUCGAGAGACUUUCCGAGUCAGCAGGACAUACGGAGAGGUUCCCUCGAGCUAUCCAGGAACGAGCCGCCCAACUCUGAAUAUAGAGUACCGCCAAGAAUGCGUCGCCGAAACCCAUAUGUAGGUUCGUGGGUCCGAGAACAACAACAUGGUGAUCCGUCUGGCUAUCCCAAUGAGCCUUCUUCUGAAACCCACAUGAACCGGUUCCCACAGCAAUACGAGGAGGAAAUUGGCGCUGCUUUGACCCCUGACGUCGAAUUUGGUCCGGCUCCAGGAAACACCGCAUGGAGGCCGAGGAGUUCCGACUCUUCACAUGGGUCUGUUGCCUCGUCUGCGGCCUCGUCUGGUGCUGAUGUCCCUUAUGGGUUUGACCGCUCUUACGGAUAUAAUACCCUAUACGGAACUCGAGUUCCUCGCCGCCCCGCGCAUUGGGGCGAUAGGUUUCCGCAAGACGAGGGUCCAUCCAUGCGCCCAUCCAUGGGCACUGGUGCUCAUGGGCGCCAACCUGGUUACGGAAUGGUGCUUCCAAAACAGCGGCGAAACGGCCCCGACCUCUCUGGCCGCGCCACUACGACCCCCCAUGCCAAAUAUUCACGAGAGACUCAUGAGAGCCUGCGCCAUGGUCACCAUCAGAUGACAGCAUCCUCGCCAAGACUUAGUCCUGCUCAUCAGACUCCGAACAGCUUUCCCCCUCCAUCUGGUAAUAGUCUGAUCCCAUAUGAGGCACGGGAGAAGAGGCCCUUGGUUUAUUAGGCCAGCAGUUAAAUGGAAUACAGGAAUUACCGCUCCAUACACCAGCCAGAACGAUACAAUGCACCCUGACCCGGGAUGCUUCGAGCUGGGAGAUCAACCGCAUCACGAAACGCCGGCACAUAUGGGAGGGGAGCCACCAGAGGGUAAGCGGCCGGGUGUCCAGUUUGCAGGAACAAGUGGCUGCGAAGAAGAAGAAAACCUAGACAUGCAGGGCAAUUUCCGUCACGGGAUAGCUAUUGAUCGCACCAGAUCUGCGUCCCAAGCCGGCUCGGAAGGGACAACGAGACGGUACUAUGCUGAGCCUGAAGAGAUGGCCCCCUAGGAGGCGAGCCAUGCCUGCUCAGACGAUAGAAGACGGACCUUUUUUAUCAACGGCGGAGUCGAGAUGCCAUAUGAGC